This is a messenger RNA of Chenopodium quinoa (quinoa), 1101 nucleotides long. Its product is annotated as MADS-box protein AGL24-like. Bases 261 to 893 code for a protein of 210 amino acids. Lineage: Eukaryota; Viridiplantae; Streptophyta; Magnoliopsida; Caryophyllales; Amaranthaceae. Gene Ontology annotation, molecular function: RNA polymerase II cis-regulatory region sequence-specific DNA binding; protein dimerization activity; DNA-binding transcription factor activity, RNA polymerase II-specific. The record is from RefSeq and is a predicted model, not a curated record. The transcript is spliced from 7 exons. Gene Ontology annotation, cellular component: nucleus. Gene Ontology annotation, biological process: positive regulation of transcription by RNA polymerase II.
GUUACCUCUUCUUCUUGGUUUUCUUUUAAAUAUGGCAAGAUUUAGAUUUUGCAAAGAUAGCUACCUAGCUCAAAAUAAAUCUUUCAAUUACUUUUCUAUUGAGUCUUUCGAAAACAACCUCAGCUCGUUCCUUUUAUUACCGUUACUAAACACGUUAACAAUUUGUUGUUACUGUUAUUGUUAUUGUUGUUCUUCUUUGUGGCGGUACUUAGCUUAUCCUGAACGCAGUUUUUAUGAGCCGUCGAGCCGAUUAAAAAAACAUGGUGAGAUCAAGAAUACAGAUCAAGAAGAUAGAAAAUAUAGCAGCAAGGCAAGUAACAUUUUCAAAGAGGAGAAAAGGUCUUAUUAAGAAAGCUCAAGAACUUUCAACUCUUUGUGAUGCUGAAAUUGCUCUCAUUGUCUUCUCUUCUUCUGACAAACUCUAUGAAUUCUCCACUUCAAGGGUGACUCGAGUUAUUCAAAGGUAUAUGAGACACACAGAAAAACUUCCUGAUGAUGAGCAGCUUGAUCCUUAUCCUGUGUUUUUGGAGGAUGAUUGUGCUGUUGUAAGCAAGGAAGUUGAAGACAAAAGGCAAGAAUUAAGACGGUUGAAAGGAGAAGAUCUAGAAGGGUUAGGUUUUGAAGAACUUGUUAAGCUUGAGAGACAAAUUGAGAAAGCUUUUACUUGUGUUCGUCGAAUGAAGGAUGACAAGCUUCUGAGAAUGGUCACAGAUCUUAAACGAAAGGAAAACAAAUUGAUUGAGAACAACAAGGAUUUGAAUCAGAAGAUUAAGAAUGCCAUUGAAGGCAAAUCACAUGCUUCGGGGCAACAACUAGCACUAUUUCCUGAGCAUAAUCACAUUCCGAAUAAUAGUGUUUCUUUUGACACUAAUCUUAGACUAGGGUUUAUUUAAUACCCUUGAAUUCAACACUUAAUUAUUUGCAUUUUUUUUAACCCCUUUAAUUCAAUAAAAUAAGGUGAGGUGUAUGUAUAUUUAUACCAAUAAAAUUUGUUCUCUCUAUUGUAAACUUCGACCAUAUUUUUUGUUUAGUUUACGUGUCAAUUGUUUGCACUUUGUAGAAAGAGAGGACAACAAUAAUAAUGCAAAUGAGAUUUGAUCC